AUGUCGCGCCACCACCCCGACCUCGUCAUGUGCCGCAAGCAGUCCGGCAUCGCCAUCGGCCGGCUCUGCGACAAGUGUGACGGGAAGUGCCCCGUGUGCGACUCGUACGUGCGCCCCACGACGCUCGUGCGCAUCUGCGACGAGUGCAGCUUCGGCAACUACCAGAACAAGUGCGUCGUGUGCGGCGGCGAGGGCAUCUCCGACGCCUUCUACUGCUUCGAGUGCACUCGCCUCGAGAAGGACCGCGACGGCUGCCCCAAGAUCAUAAAUCUCGGCAGUUCGCGGACGGAUCUGUUCUAUCAAAAGAAAACGAAUCGGACGGGGUACUAG
Messenger RNA from Anthostomella pinea, 330 nucleotides. The record is from the annotation of a GenBank genome assembly. NCBI's taxonomy places the organism in Eukaryota, Fungi, Ascomycota, Sordariomycetes, Xylariales, Xylariaceae.